Messenger RNA from Dipodomys spectabilis (banner-tailed kangaroo rat), 1847 nucleotides. RefSeq names its product calcium homeostasis modulator family member 2 (gene Calhm2). The record is from RefSeq and is a predicted model, not a curated record. The transcript is spliced from 3 exons. Gene Ontology annotation, molecular function: monoatomic cation channel activity. The coding region runs from base 474 to 1445 and encodes 323 amino acids. Lineage: Eukaryota; Metazoa; Chordata; Mammalia; Rodentia; Heteromyidae.
UGAGGCUGUUUUUCCAUUCGCUGGCACGAAUGUUCCAUCCCACAGUUUCCUUUUCUCUUUUCGGGAGUUAAAUUUGUCUGUAGAAGCUUGAGAUUUGUCAGUGCACCCCUUGGAGUUAAAUUUGUUGGUAAAUGCUGGUGGCUGGUUGCACUUGGGGGGCUGCUGCCUAUUGUCUGCGCCUGCACCCCACACCCGCCCCCUCGGCAGCAGGGCCUGCCUGUGCCCAGGAGUCUCCCCAAGCCAGCGAUGCCUUUUCUGAGAGUGUUGUUCCGAAGAGGCCAAGGCCACAAGUGCCUGCAGCCAGCCUAAGGAAGCACCAGGCCGGCCGCUGUGGGCGAUGAAAUGGCACGAUCGUGCCUUGCCUUGGGGUGUCUUCCAGCCUGCGCUCCUUUGUAGUCUCAGCAGGAGCCAUCAGCCCUGCCCCCUCCUGCCUCCUCUCCUCCACUCAGUCCUUACCUAGCCCACCUGUCACUAUGGCAGCCCUGAUUGCAGAGAACUUCCGCUUCCUGUCACUCUUUUUCAAGAGCAAAGAUGUGAUGAUUUUCAACGGGCUUGUAGCUCUGGGCACUGUGGGCAGCCAGGAACUGUUCUCCGUGGUGGCCUUCCACUGCCCCUGCUCGCCAGCCCGGAACUACCUUUAUGGGCUGACGGCCAUUGGAGUACCUGCCUUGGCACUCUUUCUCAUCGGUGUCAUCCUCAACAAUCAUACUUGGAACCUAGUUGCCGAGUGCCAGUAUCGGAGGGCCAAGAACUGCUCAGCUGCCCCCAACUUCCUCCUCCUAAGCUCCAUCCUGGGCCGUGCAGCUGUGGCCCCAGUGACUUGGUCCGUCAUCUCCCUGCUACGCGGAGAGGCCUACGUCUGUGCUCUCAGCGAGUUUGUGGACCCGUCCUCACUCACAGCUGGGGAAGAGAGCUUCCCACCAGGCCACGCUACUGAGAUCUUGGCCAGGUUCCCCUGUGGAGAGGGCCCUGACAAUUUAUCAGGGUUCCGGGAGGAGGUCAGCCGCAGGCUCAAGUACGAAUCCCAGCUCUUUGGGUGGCUGCUGAUUGGUGUGGUGGCCAUCCUGGUGUUCCUGACCAAGUGCCUCAAGCAUUACUGUUCACCACUCAGCUACCGCCAGGAGGCCUACUGGGCACAGUACCGCACCAAUGAGGACCAGCUGUUCCAUCGCACAGCCGAGGUGCACUCGAAGGUGCUCGCCGCCAACAACGUGCGCCGCUUCUUUGGCUUUGUGGCACUUAAUAAGGAUGACGAGGAGCUGAUCGCCAAAUUCCCGGUGGAAGGCACACAGCCACGGCCGCAGUGGAAUGCCAUCACUGGUGUCUACCUGUACCGAGAGAACCAGGGCCUACCGCUCUACAGUCGCCUGCACAAGUGGGCCCAAGGUCUAGCAGGCAAUGGUACCGCACCUGACAGCGUGGAGAUGGCCCUGCUCACUUCCUAAGGGCCUGCUUGACCCCCUUUGCAAAAGGUUCUGUCCAAACAGAACCUCACUGCCUUACCCUCAUGUUCUUGGCCAUAGACCUUGGAGUGCAUGGCCAGAUGAAAGGAAUCUUCAGACCUGAAGAACUCCCUCUCCUGUGGCCACUGGCCCACAGCUUUGAGGAAAGACUUCUAGUACAGAGAGGGUCUUUGGUGGGACUCCAAGCAGAGAAGACUCAGCCCACAGAGGCAGUGACAGUGGAAGUCACCAGUUUGUAUAGAAAUAUGCACUGUGCAGUUAAUUUGUGUCUAAUUGCAUAGAGGCAGCCCAGUGGUGCACGGCUGGGAAACUGCUCUCCACUGCUUACCUCUGGCCUAACUCUAUAUAUUUAAAUUUUUUGAUAAAGCUUUUCUUUAUAAAAGA